Molecule: messenger RNA, 2845 nt
Organism: Rhea pennata
Lineage: Eukaryota; Metazoa; Chordata; Aves; Rheiformes; Rheidae
Gene: PIWIL2
Product: piwi like RNA-mediated gene silencing 2
Exons: 21
Coding region: 1-2682 (893 amino acids)
Biological process (GO): regulatory ncRNA-mediated gene silencing
Cellular component (GO): P granule
Molecular function (GO): RNA endonuclease activity; piRNA binding; protein binding
Source: RefSeq, a predicted model, not a curated record
AUGGACCCCGUGCGGCCCCAGUGCCGGGGCGCCGGGCCCUUCCGCCUGCCCUGCCCUGCCCCCGGGCCCCGGCCGGCCCCCGAGCCUGCCGCCCUGGGCAGGGUGCUGGGGGCCCUGGGCGAGGCCAAGCGCCCGCCGGAGCCCGGGCGCCAGGAGCCGCUUCCCUCCCAGGUGUCCUUGUCCUCCCUGCUGUGGGACCUGGGCUUCGGGACGGACCCGUCUUCCGCCCUGCAGCGCAGGGACGGGCCCGGCGCUGGGUCAGAGCCCGCCGCCUCGCCGCCCGGCCUCAGCCCCCCGACAGCUCCCUGGGCCCUCUCCCUCCCCCCCUCGCUGCCGCCGGCCGGCCCGCUCGCCCCCGCGCCCGACCUCCCCCCGGCUGCCAGCAGGCAAGCAGCAGCGACGAAGCCGGCGUCGAAGGGAACCGCUUUACCGCUGGGCCUGAACGUGGUGAAGAUCCACUGCCAGAACGAAGCCGUUUACCAGUACCACGUGUCGUUCAGCCCCAGCGUGGAGUGCAAGAGCAUGCGCUUCGCGAUGCUGAAGGAGCACCGGGCGGUGACGGGAGACGUCACCGCGUUCGACGGCUCUAUCCUCUACCUGCCCAUCCUGCUCCCGCAGCCAGUCGAUCUGAAGUCUCAGAGGAAGACGGACGGGGAGCAGAUCAGCAUAACCAUUCAGAUGACCAAGGUCUUGGAGCCCAGUUCGGACCUGUGCAUCCCGUUUUACAACGUGGUUUUCAGGAGAGUGAUGAGAAUUUUGGAUAUGAAACUUGUUGGGAGAAAUUUCUUUGACCCUACCAGGGCUGCCGUGCUACAGCAUUACAGGCUGCAGAUUUGGCCAGGGUACGCCGUCAGCAUCCGGAAGAGGGACGGAGGUCUCUUCCUCUCGGUAGAUGUCAUCCACAAAGUUAUCCGGAGCGAUUCUGUCCUGAAUUUCAUGCAUGCAAUCUACCAGCAGAGCGUAAGCAGCUUCCAGGAUGAAUGCACCAAGCAGCUGGUCGGCAGCGUGGUCAUCACCCGCUACAACAACCACACGUACCAAAUCGACGAUAUUGACUGGAACAAGACCCCCAAGGACAGCUUCACCCUGGCCAGUGGCGAGGAGAUCACCUUUGUGGACUACUACAGCAAAACCUACGGGAUCACAGUCAGAGAGCUGGACCAGCCGCUGCUGAUUCACAGGCGCAAGGAGAGGCUGACGCCGGAGGGGAAGCAUCAGCUCAACAUGAUACUGCUUGUGCCAGAGCUCUCUUUUAUGACCGGGAUCCCUGAGAAGAUGAGGAAGGACAAUCGAGCGAUGAAGGACCUGAUGUACGAGAUGUCGCACAGCCCCAAGCAGCACUACACGCGCCUGUGCAGCCUCCUGCGCAGGAUCGAGGAGAACGCGGACGCCGCGCGGGAGCUCAUGCGCUGGGGCCUCCGCCUGGACAAGGACAUCUGCAGGACCCGGGGCCAAAUCCUGCCCAUGGAAAGGAUCAACUUGAGGCACAGCACCUUUACUCCCUCCGAAGACCUGAACUGGAACAAAGAAGUGAUACGGGAAGUCUGCAUCUCCGCGAUUGCCAUGAAUUACUGGGUGCUGGUUUACCCAAAGCGCGUGCAGGACCUAGCAAAAGAGCUGGUGGCCACGAUGGAGAAGGUGUGCGGCCCGAUCGGCAUGCAGAUAAACCCACCUGCCUGGGUGGAGCUGAAGGACGACCGGAUCGAGACCUACGCCAAGACUAUCAGAUGCGUGCUGGCUAGCGAGCAAAAGGUGCAGAUAGUGCUCUGCAUUACUACUGGUAACAGGGAGGACUUGUAUGGAGCCAUCAAGAAGCUGUGCUGUGUGCAGUCCCCAGUGCCGUCGCAGGUCAUCAACGCACAGUCCCUCAUGGGCCAGGCCAGCAAGAUGAGGAGCGUAGCCCAGAAGGUCCUGCUGCAGAUGAACUGCAAGCUCGGCGGGGAGCUCUGGGGAAUCGACAUCCCCUUGAAACAUCUGAUGGUCGUCGGCAUGGACGUGUACCACAACCACAGCAGGGCGAUGCGAUCCGUGAUCGGCUUCGUCGCCAGCACAAAUCAGAUCCUCACGAAGUGGUACUCGAGGGUCGUGUUCCAGAUGCCGCACCAGGAGAUCGCCGACAGCCUGCGGCUCUGCCUGGCCGAUGCCCUGCAGCGCUUCCAUGAGGUGAAUCACUGCUUGCCCAAGAAGAUCGUGAUUUACAGAGACGGCGUGUCUGACACCCAGCUCGACACGGUGGUGAAGUACGAAAUCCCGCAGCUGCAGAAGUGCUUCGAAACCUUUGCAAACUACAAGCCCAGUAUGGUGUUUGUCGUGGUGCAGAAGCAGAUCAGCACCAACUUCUACUCGACUGUGGCGGAGAACUUGGUGUCCCCUCCGCCGGGGACCGUCAUUGACCACACGGUCACUAGCUCGGAGUGGGAGGAUUUCUUUCUGUUGGCCCAUUGCUCCCGCCAGGGCUGCAGCAUCCCCACACGCUACAUCUGUGUGCUGAACACCGCCAACCUCAGCUCCGAGCACCUGCAGAGGUUGACUUUCAAGCUCUGCCACUUGUACUGGAACUGGCCGGGCACUAUCCGGGCGCCCGCACCUUGCAAGUACGCUCACAAGCUGGCCUUCCUCUCGGGGCAGGUGCUGCACCACGAGCCUGCCAUCCAGCUCUGCGACAAGCUCUUCUUCCUAUAGCCGGGAGGGCGGGAAGCGCCGGGGACCGGCGCUCCCGCGAGCACGCACGGCGAAGGGGCACUGGCCGGGCUCGGCGCAGGGUGCCCCGAGCCAGUCCUGUUAAGUCUCCUGCAAGGGGAGUGUUUUUCCUUAAGUUUGUUUUUAUGAAUGUAUACAUAUGGUU